UCCGAGCCGCUUCGCACCGAGCAGCAGCAGCAGGAGCAGGAGCAGCAGCAGAGGACGGUACCGGAGGAGCCAGCUGGCCGCCGAUAGCUGCCCGUCCAGAUUAUACCGUCACCUUGUGUUAAGACUAUGCGGUUCGGACUUUAUUCUCCUACAUUAAUAUCCGCUUUGAGUGCAUAAAAAAUGGGCGUAAAUCGAGUCCACUGCUCAACGUUAUAAAUCCGGAGAGGUCGACGGCGGCGCAGAUCCGUCUCUCUUGUUAUAUCUUUCACAUUUUCUGGAUAGAGGAGUUACUAUGAAUGGAGGAUAAAUGUUGCCAAAGGCUGACAGCAGCAGUUUCGUCCUCUUCUCUCUUCUCUUUGUCCUCACAUUAACGGACCCACCACGGACAGAGCAGCGCUGCAGCCCCGGGCAGUUUGCCUGCCGCAGUGGGAAGAUGCAGUGUAUCCCGAUGUCCUGGCAGUGUGACGGCUGGACAGCAUGUGAGGACAAGAGCGAUGAGAUGGACUGUCCCCCUAUAAAAGAAGAGAGGUUUCGUUUCGGGAACGGAUACGACCAGGUGGAAGAUGUCAUCGGUGUGGCUCAGCCUGUGCGCUUCAACAAGAAAUGCCCCAGCGGGUGGCAUCACUACGAGAAGACGGCGAGCUGCUACAAAGUUUACCUGAGGAAUGAAAACUACUGGCAGGCUGUGGACACCUGUCAGAAAGUCAACGGUUCAUUGGCCACGUUCGUUACCAACGAGGAGCUGCAGUUCAUACUGAAGAUCGAGGUCGACUUCGACGACAAAGUCUGUGAACGCAGAGACCAGUGCAAGUUUUGGGUGGGCUACCAGUAUGUGAUCACCAAUCAGAACCACUCUGUGGAGGGCCGCUGGGAGGUAGCAUAUAAAGGGUCGAUGCAGGUGUUUCUCCCACCUGAGGGUCUAACCAGUUUUGGGGAGGCGUCACCCACACAGGACAAUGUCUUCUGCGCCCAGCUUCAGCGCUUUCAGAUCAAAAGCAUGAAUGAACGAGGUCUGCACAGCUGGCACGCUGAGAACUGCUACAAGAAGUUCCCCUUUCUCUGCAAGAGGAGACAAACGUGUGUGGAUAUAAAAGACAACGUGGUUAACGAGGGCUACUACUUCACCCCUAAGGGGGACGACCCAUGUCUGAGCUGCACGUGUCAUGACGGAGAGCCUGAGAUGUGCGUGGCUGCGCUGUGUGAGAGGCCGCAGGGCUGCCAGCACUUCCGCAAAGAUCCCAAAGAGUGCUGCAAGUUCACCUGCCUGGAUCCAGGUACUGAGGCGCCCCAAGGACCAGAGCAGUGUUUCUUCUCAAGUGUUUCAUCUAAUCAAAAUGGAAACAGUCUGUUUGAUUCAAUGGCCAGCGGGAUGAGACUGAUCGUCAGCUGCAUCUCAUCCUUCCUCAUCCUCUCUCUGCUGCUCUUCAUGGUGCACAGACUCCGCCAGCGGAGGCGAGAACGCAUCGAGACACUGAUUGGUGGAAACUUGCACCACUUUAACCUUGGAAGACGAGUACCAGGCUUUGACUACGGCCCGGAUGCCUUUGGCACUGGCCUCACUCCCCUGCAUUUGUCUGAUGAUGGAGAGGGCGGCGCUUUCCAUUUUCAAGAGCCUCCUCCGCCGUACGCAGCCUACAAAUACCCCGACAUCCAGCACCCCGAUGAUCCCCCUCCUCCAUACGAAGCCUCCAUCAACCCAGACAGCCUCCUCUACGUGGAUCUUGGUCGUAGCGGGGUUCCCAUGGUGCCGAGCCAGAUGAACGUCAUGGUAGACGGGCUCCAAGCCGAUAUUUCCAACACCUCUGUUCCCGUGCCAAACUUGGCGCCGUCCUCUCAGGAGAGGGAGGACUCCAUAGAUAGCAGCACCCUCCUGGUGGGGCCCGACACCCCGACAGAUGGCCACACCCCCGCUCCCAUGCCCGCAGACUGCGCCUCCUCCCUCAGCACCAUGGUAUAAGACUGCGGACGGACGGCAGGACAUUCCCCUGCUGGUUGAGGAAGGUCACGAGUGUGUCCUGCUCCACCCACUGCGCCGGGAGAGGACGCAGCAGACUGAUCUGUCGUUUAUCAAAAAUGCUGACUGCAGAAAGGAGGGUUAAAGUUUGUACAGGCACAUCAGGAGGUGGAGCCGCCCGCUUCUUUAAGGUGCACUCUGAGAAGGCUCUGCAGUCAGACACUGGCAUCAAAAAGGAGCAGAGAGGACUGUUUCUGUACAGAGAAGACAAACACUACAUUAAGGCCAAGAUGGCUGCACUUUUACUUUAACGCAUCGACUGAACAAAGCUUUCCAAACAUCUCAGAGCCGGCCUGAUUGGUCGAGAAGCCCUGAUGUAAAUACCCCCCUCAGGUCUGUGCCAGUCAGAUUUGUUAUACUUGUGUGUGUCCGGCGCAAAGCAAAGAAUGACAGACGGACAAUGAAGCCAGAUUGUGCUCCUUGUGCAUUUUUUUUGGGAGUUUUCUUUUGUUUGCAUCAUGCCGUCGCUCAAACAGAUUAAUCUGAAUCGGUCUUUCCGUCUCCAGGCUUCAAUAACAUUCUCAUCAGUCUCACCUUUCAUAAAAAAAAACCUGCUGUCCCCUCACUUUCUUAUUAGUCUGAUACAUGAAACUGUCUUCCAGGUUUAUAGCGCAUAUUUGCAGAAAAGGAUGUUUUGUAGUUUAACAUACAUGCAAAAAGGUACGGUUAGUUUCCUCCCAUAAGGGUUUUUAUAAGGUAAUGCCAAAUGUUGUGGUACUGAUAAAUCUGAGUUUGGUAUUGUGUUCCUUUGAUAAUUUAUGACCGCGGGCUGUAAUCUUGAUUGUUUUUAUCGUGGGACAGAAACAGUCUGAAAUCCCCGUUGAUCAGCCAGAAAAGUGAUGAAGCUUUUUCGAGUGUAUCCUGCCAAAAAAAUGAGUACAUUUGUUUAAAAUAACUUUUUCCAAUCAUGAAAUCCCUGAAUCAUGCAGAUGGUCCCAUUGUUACUUUAUUAUCAGCUGUGUAUUUGCUUAAAAUCUCAAUAUUUUGCACACUCAUCCAUUUUAUUAAAUCAAGUUGUUUUUUCUUUUUCUUUACAUUUUUUGGGGAAAAUAAUUUGUCAGGUGUCACAUUUGCUGCCCCUCAACAGCUGAGGUGUUCGUAUGUGUGAUCUCAGUGAUGAUGAUGUUUUCAGCUACUGAUGAAGGAGUCUGACUGUAGCUGUGAGUCUGUUUCUGUUUUGGUGUCGACGGGUCUGAACUGUUAAUGUUUCUCAAUGGGAUCGCAGUUUAAAAACAAAACAAAAAAAAAUUAUAAUAAAAGAAAAAAUUUAAACUGUAUUUUAGGAAUGAGUUAGACCCUCUCCUCCCACUGUUAUGAUGACAAUCGUUUGAUGAAUUUUACAAGAAUGAAGGAGUCAGAUCAACGGGCCCGAGACGCUCAGGUCAGAGUCAGUGACCCGCAACCACCAGCAUUCAGCCUGCUUUUCAUCUGCCUCAAGAAAAACAGCAACUGUGCGUGUCUCAUGUUUGAAUGUACUGUGUGUAUAAAACAUUAUUAUUAUUAUUAUUAAUACUUUCUCAAGCUUAUUUUCUCCCCCCCAUUUUUCUUUUUUUUGAGUUUUUUUGGCUUUGACAAUCCACAGCGGAUUAUCCAACAAACAAACUCAUGUUCUCCUGAACUGUUGAAAAGAGUAACGUGUGCAUGUGUGUAUAGGAGAUGGUGUACUGGUUUGGUUUUGGUUUUGUUUUUGUUUUUCAUCAAGUUUGUUUGUUUUUAUUUCUCAACUUUUGCUUUUUUGACCUGCAGUGCAUGUUUUUAUCUUUUGGCAUGCUGGGAGAUUUUUUCUUUUUGUUUUGUUUUGUUCAGUUUUUUUAUUUUUUUUAUUUUUUAAUGGAAACAUUUUUAGCCAAAACGUUCAGUCCUGUACAGUAGGUUCAAAGACUUUUUUGCAUAUUGUUUAAUAUCUCCGUAUGCAUUGAAAAAACCUGCCCACGACCCAAACAGCUGCAUUUCCACUGUAGUUUCUGUGCUAGACUAUGACGGUGUGAUGACUCAUUUUACUGGAUUUGAAAUGUUUUAUGUAUAAAAAAACAACAGACGCUACAUUUUCAUUUGUCUUUUAUUUCAUAGCCUUUUAAAAUUUUGCAGGGCGGGGGUUUUUGGUGGCUUGUGUUUUUCUGAGUUAGAUGUACAUCUAAUCAAAUGCCAAAUAAAUUGCACCAUGAA
Molecule: messenger RNA, 4180 nt
Organism: Scomber scombrus (Atlantic mackerel)
Lineage: Eukaryota; Metazoa; Chordata; Actinopteri; Scombriformes; Scombridae
Gene: dgcr2
Product: DiGeorge syndrome critical region gene 2
Exons: 10
Coding region: 308-1957 (549 amino acids)
Cellular component (GO): membrane
Molecular function (GO): protein binding
Source: RefSeq, a predicted model, not a curated record